Molecule: messenger RNA, 1915 nt
Organism: Brassica napus (rape)
Lineage: Eukaryota; Viridiplantae; Streptophyta; Magnoliopsida; Brassicales; Brassicaceae
Product: OVARIAN TUMOR DOMAIN-containing deubiquitinating enzyme 6
Exons: 9
Coding region: 351-1796 (481 amino acids)
Biological process (GO): protein deubiquitination
Molecular function (GO): K63-linked deubiquitinase activity; cysteine-type deubiquitinase activity
Source: RefSeq, a predicted model, not a curated record
AGCUCAGCACUCGGGUCGUCUCUAUCCCAGACCCGGACACUACGGUGUUCGAAAAAACUAACUCUCUCUUUCCCCCAAAAAUUUAACCAAAUUGUCCUAUUCUUCUUUCUCGCGAAACCCUAAUCUCCUCCGAUAUCGCUCGAAUCUUUGGUACUCGUAUCUUCCGUCGGAUCUCGAGUCUAUACUCUCAGCUUCUGAAAUCUCCGGGGAAUGCAGAUAAGGUCUUGCUGCGAAGGCUGGAAGGAAUCCCACUCUCAAGGGAUUGUCAUCGUUGCCCCUAAAGCAAGAGCCAGGGACAAACCUUGGGAUCAUCAUCACCUCUAAUCUUUCCUUUCUUUGUAUUUCGAAAAAUGGCUCGCAUUUUGGUUCAACGAGGAAGUUCUUCCAACGCAAGCCGCUCUACUUCCUCCUCGUCUGGCUCGUCUUCUUCCUCAGGAACUGAGCCACCACAGGCAAGCAGUAAUGCUCAGGUUCCACCAGUGACAAUUGAUGAAGAAACUUCUACGGAUGGAAAGCAAGAGGAGGUUAUUGUUGUUGAACCAGCAGAGUGUUCUGAGGCUCAGGAUGUAUCACUUCCCCCCAGUGAUGAGCUUGUGGAUAGAGAAGAUGAUGAAGGUUUGGUUGCUUCGGAAAAUGUUGUUGUUGAAAGUGAAGGUGUAGACUGUGAUUCCCCUGAUUCGCUGCCCUUACCUGUUCCUCCACCAAAGCCUUCUUCAAAUGAUAAUAGGAGAUCGGUCUUGAGAAGUUUUGGUGCUUUACGAAUUGGAGCAGCACAAACUGGAUCACACCCUUCUUCUCCAAGGUCACUUAGUGAGAACGAAGGCUAUAACAGUUCCGAUGAGCAUAUGCCAUGCUUUGUGCCCUCUCAUACUGGCUCUAGCUCUGGCUUGGAAAGAGAAGAUGAGUUUGAAACCGAGAUUAGGCAAUCGAAAGGCUUCGAAAUCAGGCGUAUGCUGGAAGAUGGAAAUUGUCUCUUCAGGGCUGUUGCAGAUCAAGUAUAUGGAGACUCGGAGUCACACGACAUGACUAGACAACUGUGCAUGGAUUACAUGGAACACGAGAGGGAUCACUUUUCUCAGUUCAUAACCGAAGGCUUUACCUCUUACUUGAAGAGGAAAAGGAGAAACAAGGUCUAUGGAAACAACGUGGAGAUCCAAGCUUUAGCAGAAAUGUAUAAUAGGCCUAUCCACAUUUAUUCAUAUAGCACAGAGCCGAUCAACAUAUUUCAAGGGAGCUACAACACCGACACACCUCCGAUAAGGCUGAGUUACCACCAUGGGAACCAUUACAAUUCUUUGGUGGAUCCACAUCGGUUGACAGUUGGUGCAGGUCUUGGGUUUGGUAGCCUCAGUGGGAGACACGUGGACAGAGAGCAGGUGAAAGCUGCUAUUAAGGCUCAGCAAGAACAUCAGAUUGAUAAUGCGCUCUUAGCAGAAGGGAGAUAUUACUCUGAUCUCGAGCUUACGGAAAAGGAAAUUGAACGGUCGGUAAUGGAAGCUUCUCGUGCUGAGUAUCUUAUGGAAUGGUCCAAGCCACGUAUUGGUCCCGCCUCUAAUGCUGAGACGUCCUCUUCUGGAGCUAGAACUGACUGGAAACAAAAGGAGGCAGUAAAAGAGAAGACGGUGGUGAUGAGCAGCAGCAGCAUAGAUAUGGUUUUGUCGAUGGGAUUUAGCUAUACGCAGGCCAUGGAAGCUUAUAGCAUUUUCGGGGAUGACGUUGACUCUAUCGUCUGCUAUGUACUGGAGACGAGCUGUGGGAGCACCAACAACCGACGCAAAGGCAAAGCCACGGAGUAGAUAAAUAUGUAACAUUGCGUUGUUUUGUUAUAUAGUAUGAGACACCGAUUGGUAUUCUUAUCAACGUUUGGGAGAUUGUUACCCUUUGUCAAAAUAGUGAAUAAACUUCUGCGUCAUGA